UCCUGCUGGAGUCUGUACUGUGAGGACGGAUUAUAACCAACCCUAAUGCUCCUGAAGAUGACAGGCUGCCCCGAAGCAUUAAUAGCCCACAGUAAUAGCCCGGUUCACCUCAAACUGGCAUGAAAUAGACUCUUUCAACAGAAAUGUGAUGCUCCUCAGCAGAAGCUGAUCAGAUCUCUGUGCGCACUGAGCGCAGAGGGGGUGACGCGUUCAGGUAACAGGUGGUACUUUUUGUCUCUUCUUGGAACUUGUUAUCCUUUUUUUUUUUUUUUAUAUAUCAUCACUGGAGGUAUGUGUGUUUUGAACGCAACACGAAGCUCUCGGAUUGUGGAAGAAAAAUCCACUGCGGGGGUAAAACUUGAGAGAGCCGCGGCUUUUUAAAAACUUCCCACGUAUGAAAUGAGUUGCACGGUUGUUUUAUCCAGUGCGGCCAAACUCCUCCAGGUCAAGGACAGAGUUCGAUGAAUGGACCGCAGGAUGUUUUCUGGUCAGGGUGCUCUGAAUUACAGCUUCAACCAGAGCGAUGACCGGGAGCCGGGCGGCGCGUCUGCGGGCGCGGCGAAGCUCUCCCCGGCGGGCUUCGUCGUGCUCUCCGUCUUCCUGGGCUUCAUCAUGAUUUUCGGCUUCCUGAACAACUUCGUAGUGCUGCUGCUGUUCUGCAAAUUCAAGAAGCUGCGCACGCCGGUGAACAUGCUGCUGCUGAACAUCAGCGUCAGCGACAUGCUGGUGUGUUUGUUUGGCACCACGCUCAGCUUCGCCUCCAGCAUCCGGGGAAAGUGGCUGCUGGGGCGCGGCGGCUGCAGCUGGUACGGCUUCAUCAACUCCUGCUUCGGUAUUGUAUCCCUGAUCUCGCUGGUGAUCCUCUCCUACGACCGCUACAGCACGCUGACUGUUUACAACAAACGAGGACCAGACUACCGGAAGCCCCUGCUUGCUGUUGGGGGCUCUUGGCUUUACUCCUUAUUUUGGACAGUGCCCCCCCUGAUUGGCUGGAGCAGCUACGACUUAGAGGGGGCAGGAACAAGCUGCUCCGUCUCCUGGACGGCUAAGACCGCUCAGUCACAUGCCUACAUCAUCUGCCUGUUCAUCUUCUGCUUGGGUCUGCCCGUCCUCGUGAUGAUCUACUGCUACAGCCGCCUGCUCUGGGCAGUGAAACAGGUAGAGUCGCGCCAGGUUGGGAAGGUCCGAAAGACGGCAGCCAGAAGGAGAGAGUACCACAUACUGUUCAUGGUCCUGACCACAGCAGCCUGUUACCUGUUGUGCUGGAUGCCGUACGGUGUCGUAGCCAUGAUGGCCACGUUUGGCCCACCCAACACCAUCAGCCCCGUUGCCAGUGUCGUCCCCUCACUUCUGGCCAAGAGCAGUACCGUCAUCAACCCUCUCAUCUACAUCCUGAUGAAUAAACAAUUCUACAGGUGUUUCCUGAUUCUGUUCCACUGCUCUCACUGGUCGUCGGAAAACGGCAACACUUCAAUGCCCUCCAAGACUACAGUGAUCCCUCUGAACCGCAGAGUCUACAGCAACACAGUGGCGCAGAUCUCCACAGAUGCUCUCAACUAGUCUUACUCCAACCGUUCACCCUCCCCUCAACGUCGUGACCCGAGCCCGACAGUCCCAAACAGCAUUGCUCCCAAUCCUUCCGCAUCAACACGCCAUGUUGACAGUUUCCCAGAUUCCAAAAAAAA
Fundulus heteroclitus (mummichog) is the source of this 1685-nucleotide messenger RNA. RefSeq names its product teleost multiple tissue opsin 2b (gene tmtops2b). Gene Ontology annotation, biological process: G protein-coupled receptor signaling pathway; visual perception. Gene Ontology annotation, cellular component: photoreceptor outer segment; membrane. Lineage: Eukaryota; Metazoa; Chordata; Actinopteri; Cyprinodontiformes; Fundulidae. The coding region runs from base 466 to 1560 and encodes 364 amino acids. The transcript has 4 exons. The record is from RefSeq and is a predicted model, not a curated record. Gene Ontology annotation, molecular function: G protein-coupled receptor activity.